Messenger RNA from Seminavis robusta, 1956 nucleotides. The record is from the annotation of a GenBank genome assembly. NCBI's taxonomy places the organism in Eukaryota, Bacillariophyta, Bacillariophyceae, Naviculales, Naviculaceae.
AUGCAAAUCACUGCAUUGAAUACAUUUCCUACCCCCACCUCGCAUCCCAUGAAGCACCGUCCGAUCCGAAUCAAGAGCUGUCUCUCGCUUCUCGCUGCGUUUUACGCCGGCUUCUAUGUUGGGAACCAGUAUGCUUUGAGCCAGUCACCCCGAUAUCUCAUGUCAACGUCAUUGCCGUAUGACAUGAUUCAUCACCUCCCGUUUGCUCUAAAUACGACAAACGAAGACGACGAUGGUAUGGAAACACUGGAAUCAUCUUCGACAAAGCUGUACACGGAGCAAGAGGUCCAAGCGAUGAUUAAGAGGAGGCUCGAGUUGUUUUCGAAGCUUCGAAACAAGGGAGAAACACGAUCAAGUAUCGCGACAGAGCAAUCAGAACAGUCAACCAGCACGAGAAACCUCCCAUUGACCAAAGAGGCACAUUCGUCGUCGUGGAAGGAUCAAUCUUCCUUGUUUCCCCGCGAGACAAAAUCUUUUGUGUCCGCAAUGAGCCUGGUAGAUCGCGAUGAAUUUGCACGGCUCUUUGAUGCGGGAGUUCCUCUGGAUUAUUCUAGCAAGACAAACUCUAAAGUGCUAUUGUUGCAUGGCAAGCAGGCCUGGCCACCACAAAGAAAUGCUUCGAGUAUGAUUCCCGUCAUUGAAAACGUCCAAGAUGCCGUGAAAAACUGCAACUACGUGAACGUUGUAUUGACCCAACCCAAUCGAAAAAACCAGUGCAUUGCCAUUAUGGGCCAAUACAACUCCUAUCACAUCCACAGAUUCAUGCGAGGGGGCGAACCAAAAACCACAGCUCAGCAGCGUCGAGGAGUUGUUGCUCCGAUUGAUCCAACAGCCCCGCUCGAGUUAGUGCGGCGAGGAGCAGAUCCGGUCUUUUCUUUUACCACGAAAACGCCCACGGUUCAUGAAACUCGACGGUAUUGGAAUCAAACGUUGCAGCAAUACUUGACAAAUCUUGACGUGUACUUGAAAGAGCUGGAGCCACUUGUCAAGAAGGCCGCGUUGUGCAAGGCAGUGAUUGUCAUGACAUGCAACCUUGGACAGGCCCCACUGCUGGCCAACUUGGUGUGCAGUGCCAGGGCUCGUGGUUUGGAUCUUUCUGGUGUUAUUGUCUUUGCAACAGACGCAGAGACGGCAAGUUAUGCUGAGGGUUUGGGGUUGGCUGCUUACUACAAUGAGAAGCUUUUCAAACACGUUCCUCGACAACAUGCUAGUUCGUUCGGGGACAGUGUAUAUGCUGAUACAAUCAUCUCCAAGGUCUUUUGUGUUCAGCUUGUCAGCAUGCUGGGUUAUGAUGUCUUGUUCGCUGAUGUUGACAUGGUGUGGUAUCAUGACCCGCUUCAAAACUUCCAGAACAUGACGUUCAAACACGACAUCUACUUGUCGCACGAUGGAUCUCGUGCAGAGUUCUAUGCUCCGUAUUCUGGGAACACUGGCUUCUACUACGUGAGAAACAACGCGAGGUCACAAUACUUUAUCAAUCACCUGUUGGUGUCAGGGGAUCUGAUUGCUUCUACAAAAACGCAUCAGGCUCCUUUCCUUUCUCUUAUGAGCGAUCAUGCAUCCCUGCACGGCCUUCGUGUCAAAAUCCUUCCGUCUGAUUCCUAUCCUGGUGGUAUGCAUUUUCAUUAUCACCCAUCGUUCAUGAAUGCUCUUCUCAACCCGCAAGCAAAACGGAGCCGAACGAUUGAUCCCGUCAUCUUCCACAUGAGUUGGAGCGACAACAAAGAAAGAAAAGUCGAGUUCUUUCAGCAAAUGGGAGAGUGGUAUGUCAAGGACAAAUGCUUCAAAGACGGAACGCAGGUUGGACAAGACGCUGAUGCCAAGGUGGAUGGUGACAAGCUAGCUUCCAUGUGUUGCUCUGCGGAACCGAUCAUAGCUUGCCACUACAGUGACCGGCCAAGCAAAGUACCGUGUCCUAACAGCCCCAAGUUUGGGGAGGGGUCAACCUCUUGGUGA